Molecule: messenger RNA, 1590 nt
Organism: Melampsora larici-populina 98AG31
Lineage: Eukaryota; Fungi; Basidiomycota; Pucciniomycetes; Pucciniales; Melampsoraceae
Exons: 6
Coding region: 1-1590 (529 amino acids)
Source: RefSeq, a predicted model, not a curated record
AUGUAUUACAAUUUGUCCCCUGCCGACGUUGCCAACCGCAUGCCGCCUCCACCACCCCCGAGCCAGUACCAGUUCUUGUUGAGCGCCACUGCUUUGCAACAACAACUCCAGCAACAUGUACCACAAGUUGAACCCACCCCAGCACAAUUGCCUAACACGUUUCACCGAGUUUGCUCUCCCAAAGUUACGCCCGCCCCCGUCACCACAUCUCAGCUUGCACCACUGUCGACUUUACACAUCACCCAUGCUACAUACCCAUGUCUACCCAAAUUUGAGAAGUCCCAGUCAAUACGUGUUAACAUUGGGCACACAUCACCACCACCCACCAAGACCUACGCCGCAUCAGGAGCACCAUACCACAAACCAAAUCUCGAAUUCACCAAGUUCACGAACUACACCUUGGAGUCUCAUCAGCUCAAUCAAUCGUCACUAAAUAAAUCGGCAGUGCUCAAUAUGGGACGCAACCGGCGAAAACUGGGAGGAACCAUCACAAAUGACCCGAAAAAAAAGAAGAAACGUGAAAAGAAGGCUGAUCGUGAAGUUGAAGCAAUUGCUGAAGCAACAUUUAUGAAGAAGGUUCAACUAACGAAACAAUUCCUCCGCGGCCGGCCACAUUAUCCUCACGAGCUAGCAGGUGAAACGAGCGGAUGCCCCCAUGACGGCGCUAGCGAUCAAGAACAACCUGAUAUUGAUCAAAUCAUGCAUAUGAAUGAAGGCGAUCCUGAUCCACCUUAUGACGAUGGCGACAAUUGGGUUGAUGUGGAUGAUUUCGAUAGGGAUGGAGCAAUUCGACGCUAUGUUCAAAAACAUCGAGGAUACCGUUAUGCACAAAGGCGUGAACGCCUUCGACAGCAGUGGGCAGCCCUCGAAAACCAAAUCACCAGUGUAUACCUCGAGAACGAAGCUCUUACAGAGAAUUGGACCACGAAAACUUCAUACGUUGGUGAUGCAAGCCCAGACUGCCAGUGUCACGAAGGUGUGUUUUAUACACGCAAAGUAGAUCUAAUUGGUGUACUUGGACGCUCAAUCUCCCAAGAACUCAGAUUCUGCCGCUGCUUACCUGAACCUGUCCAGCUUUUACAUCAAGGUUAUAUAGCCGCUUCACCCACACGACCUGGGACAGCUUUUUCGAUUCCACUAUUACAACAUCAUCAUAACUUGUGGCUCACGACGGUUUCGGCGACGUCAAGCUAUAUCGAGGGGCACCUCAACUUCCUCGACAGACGUAAAGACCAGCCCCACAAGAGUCAAUACCCGUCGUUGUUUGUCAAGCCAAGCAAAAUAACUCAACAAGAUGCCCAACUAGCUGCCGCCUGUGCCGCUGGACCACCUGAAACACCCGAAGACCCUUGUGCCGAAGCGCACAAAACUGCUAACGACACCCGAGGCUCUUCCACGUGGGACAAAUGCGACGAUACAGGUUUGUUUGCAGCGGCCUGUCGUCAUGACGUACCUUUAGCAAUGGCCAAUAUCUAUCAAAGUGGCGAAAACUUGAUGAAGCAUAUCAUGGACGACUUUCCUGACGAACGAUUUGGUGUAUUGUAUGACAUAGGCUGUCAUCUUGACAAGCACAUAAACCGGGUAUGUUGA